This is a messenger RNA of Hydatigera taeniaeformis, 1578 nucleotides long. NCBI's taxonomy places the organism in Eukaryota, Metazoa, Platyhelminthes, Cestoda, Cyclophyllidea, Taeniidae. The record is from the annotation of a GenBank genome assembly.
AUGCCACGUAUUAAGGGCACGCCAAAACAAAAGGAGUCAUCACUUCCCACGGUGUUCACAAGCAUCGACACAACCACUGCAUUACAGACAGUGGUAUCAUCAAGUAGUUGUGAUACCCCAGCAGCGGUUGCCAAUCCACUUCAAGCAUUUGCCCUGAUCUCGAAGGUAAUGGAGACUAGUAAAUUUUCGAUCUUUUCAGCACUUGACUCCACCACAGACCAGAUUCUUCCCCCAAUUGGCUUCGAAAACCCUGGUUCAUCACCCUCCACUCUAUUCUUUCUUCCUGAAAGGGUGACCUCCCAACCAGUGAGGGAUCGGGAUCGAGAAAUAGUCACUUGUAGUACCUGCCAGAAGUCGAUGCGUCGAGGUAGCCUUCGUGAGCACAUGGAUCGACAUGAAAACAGUGGCAAAUUUGAGUGUGAAUUGUGUGGCAAGAACUUCAGCCGUGCUAGUGCGCGUGAGAAGCACAUUCGAACGCAUACGGGCGAAAGGCCCUUUAAGUGUGACCUCUGUCCAAAGGCGUAUAGACAGAAGGUUCAUCUAAACGAACACAUGCGAUCACAUUCGGGUGAAAGGCCGUUUGUUUGCCGACUUUGUGGAUUUUCACUUGCCUCAAAGUCCCUCCUCAACCGUCAUUUACGCACUCAUGGUGUUAGAAGUGGGGCUAAUGACGCUCCUGGCAUGUGGCUACGCACCGACGCACCAAAAUCACAGGUUCUAGCAGCUGCCGGAGUUGUUGGAAGGUCUAUCGAUGCCGAGAUUCGCUUCAAGGGAGAACUGGCAGAUGAUGAGGAGGAUUCAGAAACUUUACACGUCACAGCGUUGAAUGCAAUGGCAACCGUGGCGGCGUUGGGACGGAAACAUUUGUGUCCAGAGUGUCCAGCCGGUUUCCCUACUAUUCAGGCUCUGAGGUCACAUCGAGUUACCACGCAUGGCUUGGUUAUAGAACACGUCUGCGAGACUUGUAGAGCUACAUUCAGUUCGAAGAAGGCAUUGAAAAUACACUUGCGAACAGAGCACCCACAGGUGAAAUUGAUUUGCUACUACUCUUACUCAAGUAAACAAAAUGUAAUCCAGUGGAUUUUGGUAUUUCAGAUAUGCCCUUUGUGCGAGCAGGUGAUGCCGCAGCGUCGAAAGUGGGUUUUGGAAGUGCAUAUUCGCGAGAACCACCCAGGAAUCUCCGCAGACUCGUUGAUUGGGCCUUCCCCUUUGACAACUGCAGUGACGCUGAGCGGUGGAAAGCGAGAGGGCUUGCGCGAGGAGAAAAGAACCUCCAAGUGUAGUAGAACAGCACCGAAUAACGCGUCUGGCAACAUGGUAACCGUGGAUGAUCCAACAGAACAAGAUUCUGCAAACAUCACUAAAGGAGGUCUCUCUGAGUGCGCCUCCGAUGGAGAAGAAUGUGAAGGUUCCUUGAUGAUCACCCUGGAUAAUUUCAAUACCUUGGAAAAUGACGGGGAUGAUCAUGAGGCCCCAUCGCCAGUCUUUAAGCUGCAUUUCGAGCCAAUCUCGAGACAUGUAGACUCGAAUAUGCCAAUUCGGCAAGCUUGUAAUAUAUGUAGUGGUGAAAGUGGGUAG